Messenger RNA from Pieris macdunnoughi, 366 nucleotides. The record is from the annotation of a GenBank genome assembly. NCBI's taxonomy places the organism in Eukaryota, Metazoa, Arthropoda, Insecta, Lepidoptera, Pieridae.
AUGCGUGAAUUAUCAAAAAAUCAGCGUAUCAUUGCAGAAAAAAUCAUCAAUGAUACCCUAUUUGAAGGCGAGUUGGGUAACUUGACUUUGUCCCAUAAGUUGUGUAAUGAUAAUCAUACGCAACAGUUUACUUUAGGUCAACAGCCACAAUAUUCAGAUUCUCCAAUUGCUUGGUCUACAUCAUCGAAUUGUACAUAUUCAUCAUCAUCUCCUGUUCCUCCUGUUCCUGCUACAAAUUCAAGACAAGCCAUUGUUAUCACACAGCAGCCCUUGGAAGUAGAAGAACAACAGGGAUCUAAUUCUGUUCAACUUUCCAUUCCAGAUUUAAAUGCAGCUACUUAUUUCACUAAUUUCCAAAAUAUGUAA